Messenger RNA from Closterium sp. Yama58-4, 2661 nucleotides. Lineage: Eukaryota; Viridiplantae; Streptophyta; Zygnematophyceae; Desmidiales; Closteriaceae. The record is from the annotation of a GenBank genome assembly.
AUGGGUUUGGCCUCUUCCAAGCACCGGACAUUAGAGGACUGGGAGGACAAGGACGAGUCGUCUUUUCCCUGGCUCGAGCCUCGCGGUCUAAAUAUCGGCCAUGCGACGGACGUGCGACGCGCUUAUCGCCUGACGAGAGACGUCCUUGGGGAGGGUCGCACAAGCAUCGUAUGGGUGGGCGUGGACAGGUUGAGUGGGACCCACGUGGCAGUGAAGAUGUUAUCUAAGCGGAUUGUGACAGCAAUGAAGGGAGAAGAGCAUCGGGCCUCUGAGAUUGAGAUCCUUCUUGCAUUGCAACGAAGUGAAGCCAGCACGGAAUCAGACACGAAAGGCGACAGUUCUGUCGCUGCCCCCGCCACCUCUGCCACCUCUGCCAGCAGCAGCAGCAGCACAACCAGCAGCACCACUGCUGCCGCCACCAAUGGUGGCGGUACCAGUUCCACUGUAAAAGCAGACUCGCUACGUUCCUCUUCCGAACCUGCCUGUCCUGCUUCUUCUGAUGCAUCCAAACCGGCUGCUGAUGCACAUGCUCCUGCAUCAGUCCCAGCCUGCCCUGGCCUUCUCCCUGUGCUGGGCACAUUUGAGGACACCCGCUUCCUCUUCCUGGUCACUCCCUUGGUGGCUGGAGGGGAUCUCCUGUCACACAUCGCAUCGCGUCCCAAGUUCUCCGAGCGCCAUGCAUCAGUUAUUGUGCGCCAUCUGCUAAAGACGCUUGCGUAUCUACAUGCUAAAGGGAUCGCACAUCUUGACGUUAACCCGACUAACGUUCUCUUCCCUGGCACAUCAUCCAAGCAUCCCCACUUGGUAGAUUUCGGGUCAGCAAUGCUCAUUCCUCCUGAAGGUGCUGCCUCGCCAUCUCCUGCCACCACACCCUUCUUUGCGGCCCCGGAAGUUUUCCAGAAGCGCGUCUUCACUCAGGCUGCAGACAUGUGGAGUCUGGGUGCCGUGCUCUUCUUGAUGGUUGGGGGGGUGCAUCCCAGGGUGGCUGUGGAUGAUCCCUCUUCUGAGCUUCUGGAGUUUCUGACGAGAUUGCUCACACCGAAUCGGUCGGAGAGGAUGACGGCGAAUGAAGCACUGUCACAUCCUUGGAUAAUCUCGUCUGCAUGCAAGCUGCGCCAGAACCCCUUGCAGACGUCGGUGAGAAAUUGCAAGGAGUAUGUGUCGAGGCGCGCUGCUGGGUGCAUCGGCAGCGGUGUCCCUACGAUGGCCAAGCCUGCUUCAUCUGACAAGAGCGGACAAAAAAAACCUACCGCGGUCCGCCUGCACGAAGGCACGCGGAUUCGCGUCGUGUGGCCGCGCGACAACCGCUGGCACGCAGGGUUCGUGAAAAAGUACGACGCGAAGAAGGCGCUUCACACGAUCGUGAGCGACCACGGCGACAGCAAGCGACUGGACCUGCGAACCACGCGAUGGGAAUUCGAAGACCCUCACGCGGACCCGGCCAAGUUUCUCCGCCCGAGAGGCACCCGAGGGAGGAAAAAGGCGUCAGCGUCCGUUGCGGGCACAGGCGCGGCAACCCCAUCGGCUCUACCUCAGCUUUUCCCAGUCGGAGGCUCCCGCUAUGCGUCGUCGAACGCGGCUGCGAGCUCUGAUUCGGGCGACUCGUCGGACCCAAGCUUCGGGCACGUUGACAGCCGGGCUUACGGCGCGUCGCAUCCCGCCGAGGCGCAUGCUGCAGAGUCGUGCGAAGAGGGAGAGUUUGUUCAUCGAGGCCUGAGGGCCCGGAAGAACCGCCAGUACGUGGUUAGUGACGAUGAGUCCGGCGAUGGUGAUGACGUGGCAGAUGAUGCUGACGAGGACACUGAGAUUGAAAGUGAUUAUGAAGAAGACGAGGGCUUGGGUUCCGACUCGGAGUGUGAUUAUACCGGGGAAGCGGCGGAUUUGUCGGCGGGACGUAAGAGGCGGUUGAGUGAAGGGCACGCCUCUGGGGCUGAGUCGGCGGAGACAAAGCGAUGCAAGAAGGAAGGGUCGUUCUUCACUCUCACCGAGGUCGCGUGGCAACAGCACCAGACGCAGAAACCGUCGCAGCCGUCGCCAGCGUCGCAACCGUCGCAGAAUGCUGUGAAGGCGAAGAGGCCUGUGGGUCGUCCGCGAAAGGUGGUGCCGUCCGGUUUGGCCCAAGCCGCCGAGCCUGCUACAGACGAGGAUACCACCAUGGACGAGAUGAUGCUCAUUGUGGCGGUAGCGCGUCGGCUUGUAAAGGACAAGUGCGGCUUGCCUGCUGCCUGCGACUCGCUCAAGCCUUCCCCGGUUGCCGCGAAGCUCAGGGACAGCAGCGCGUCGGGCGCUGCGGCUAAGGAGAUUAAGGAGGCCGGACGCACACGCAGUAGCGGAGACAAGGCGGCGCUGGGAAGCGCGGAAGGCGGUAUGGUGGAGGUGGAAGUGACGCAGCAAGGGCAGCUUCAGGUGAAGGGGGAAGUGCAGCGCGCCGCUGUGAAGGUGGACGUUCAGGGGUACAUGGAGGACUCGAUCAAGGACCUGAGGGCGGUUCAUGUCCUCCCCGUUACAUCGUCCGGUCCAGGUGCUGCUGCUAGCGGAUUUCGGUUUAUGUCGGGGAUGGAGUCGUGUGCGCGUGCGAUGUGGCCGUGCAGCCAAGGUCGUGUGGUGGUGAGGGCAACUUCAUCGGUGGUCCCUGCUCCAGGUGGUGCCAUCCGAGCGUAG